This is a messenger RNA of Halichondria panicea, 1193 nucleotides long. RefSeq names its product TNF receptor-associated factor 5-like. The transcript is spliced from 2 exons. The coding region runs from base 1 to 1188 and encodes 395 amino acids. NCBI's taxonomy places the organism in Eukaryota, Metazoa, Porifera, Demospongiae, Suberitida, Halichondriidae. The record is from RefSeq and is a predicted model, not a curated record. Gene Ontology annotation, molecular function: zinc ion binding; protein binding.
AUGCAUUUAAACACAUGCGACUACGCUCUAACAGAUUGUGACAACGUAUGUACAAAGAACGGCAGUAGGGUAAAACUUUAUAGAAAGGAUAAACAAGACCACCUCACUAACCACUGCCCGAGACGCCAGUACCGGUGUCCACACUGCGAGGAAAUGGGGGAACACCAGGAGAGGACCAGCACCCACCUCAAGACUUGCCAACAAUUUAGUGUGCCCUGCCCCAAUGCCGGAAUUUACAAGUGUAGAGCUAGUAUUCCACGUUAUCAAGUCCUCGCCCAUAGAUCCACCUGCCAGUAUGAGUGUGUGCCCUGUAAGUACGCUGAGGUUGGGUGUAAAGAGAAACCUCAACGCAAAGACCUCAGGAAACACGAGGAAAACGAUCAGCUUCACCUGAGAGCCACAAUUGCCAAAGUUCUGGAGUUGACACAGCAACUAAAUGAAAAUGUGGAGCAAUUAACAUUUAGAAUGGAUGAUUUCCCACAGCACAAAAAUGGCAGAACUACAUUCUAUAGUGGUUUACUCUGCACAUCUCACAAAGGAUAUAAAUUUCUGAUUCGUGUUCAUGCAGGUGGAUUUGGCUCUGGAGAAGGCACCCACAUUUCCAUCUACGCCUGCCUAAUGAAAGGAGAUCACGACGAUGCCCUUGUAUGGCCAUUUCUAGGAAAAGUCACUUUCGAGUUGCUUAAUCAGAUGGAAGACAAGAACCAUCACAAAGCAAAUAUACAAUUCCUUAACAAUGAGUCAAGUCAGAGAGUGGUGGAAACUAAAUGGGGUGAUAUUGGAUGGGGCAAAGCAAAGUUCAUUGCACACGCAGACCUCAUAUACAAUCCCGACAAGAAUUAUCAGUACCUGAAAGACGAUGCUGUAAUAUUUCGAGUUUCAGUGUUACCACCAAACUACAAGCCAUGGCUACAGUGUAACCAUGCGUGGAGAAGGCUGAAAACAAGCAAAAUGCGACUUUCCACUUUCCUCUCUGAGCUUCAGAGACCUGGGGGUGGGUAUUACCAAGUACUUGGUGGCAUUGCAAUCAGAGUUUAUGACAGAGAAGGUCACAGUGAAUUAACAGCUUACUACUAUUUGAAUAAAAUUCUAUAUUAUUAUCACUGCAGAACUCAAUACUAUAUAUACAUUGUAUUACACUGUGUACAUGGCUGGUUGGAUAACAUGUUGUUUUUAAUGAACAUUUAAUUUUA